AUGUCAAUAAUAAGUAUUUUUUCAUCAAAUCCAUAUUUACUAAAAAGUGGUGGCCAAUUAAAUAACAACAAAAAUAAUAAUUAUAAAUCCAUGAGUGAUUCCUAUUCCUCUCUAACAACAACAACAAGUAAUAAUAGAAUAGUAGCAAACUCUGCUUAUAUAAUUUAUGAAUGUUGGUGGGAUGAUUAUAAAAAAUAA
This is a messenger RNA of Cavenderia fasciculata, 198 nucleotides long. RefSeq lists its product as uncharacterized. The transcript has 2 exons. The record is from RefSeq and is a predicted model, not a curated record. Lineage: Eukaryota; Evosea; Eumycetozoa; Acytosteliales; Cavenderiaceae. The coding region runs from base 1 to 198 and encodes 65 amino acids.